Messenger RNA from Pectinophora gossypiella (pink bollworm), 804 nucleotides. RefSeq lists its product as uncharacterized. NCBI's taxonomy places the organism in Eukaryota, Metazoa, Arthropoda, Insecta, Lepidoptera, Gelechiidae. Bases 1 to 804 code for a protein of 267 amino acids. The record is from RefSeq and is a predicted model, not a curated record. The transcript has 3 exons.
AUGCACGGUGGCGCCAAGGCACGGCGCCGCGGCCGCGUGCGCCGUGACUGCCCCUCGGCGCGCCCCGUCUACGCACGGCGUGAUUUUCACCAGUGUUGUAUGGCAGUCUAUCGGGGUGUGUCGACGGUGCCGGACUCGUUUUCUCAUCGUUUGUGGGACAACUGCCUAAAUCAAGAAUUAUUAAUUACGUUGAUUCAAGAAAGGCCUGUAAUAUGGGAUAAGACCAUCGACGAUUAUAAAAAUAAGCGGCUUAAAUAUGAUUCCUGGAAAGAAAUAUUUAUUCAUUUCCAGCCCACAUUUGAAGAUUUAAGUGGUGAUGAGAAAAACAAGUUUGGUAUGGUUGUUAGUGAUUCAGCAGAACGAGAUGAGAAAAAGAAAAGCAGUAGUAUGAACUUUUUUAUGGGAAUCGCUGAUACAGUUGACAAGUUCAGUGAUGAAAAUAUGAUAGACUUUCAGUUUCAAGUAAUUUCAAUAAUUAAAAAUAUUCAACAAAGACAGUGUACUCAGUAUAUACCUACAUCAAGAAACCAAUGGGAUCAAGGCCAUCAAGGAUAUUUAAGUGGUACAGCAUCCUCAAAUGCGCAAUCGUCAACAUAUGGAUAUUCUACAGCUGCUAGAUCGGGCUAUGGAAUAAGUCGUCCACAGACGUCUUCUCAUGAUUUUGGACACGGUUCUGGUUUAGAGCCAAUCCACUACCGACCCGAAUCACAAUUAUCUGUACAUAGUGUAAAUGCGGAAAGUAUCUCGGCAGAUUCUCAAGUUUCUAUUGAAGACGAAUUCGAUUUUAGUACCGCACUUGAGUAG